Messenger RNA from Triticum turgidum subsp. durum (durum wheat), 2844 nucleotides. The record is from the annotation of a GenBank genome assembly. NCBI's taxonomy places the organism in Eukaryota, Viridiplantae, Streptophyta, Magnoliopsida, Poales, Poaceae.
AUGGGGGCAAAGGUGGAGGUUGAAGGCUACAAUCCUGGGCAUUGCGCCAUGGGGGAUCUCCACGCAAGCGCGAAUGGCUGGAGGUUUCCAUACGAGGAGGAGACAUCAAAUGGCUUCGUGACGGCGGAGGCGGUCGGUUAUUCGGAGUAUGAUAAAGAGAUGUUCAGGCGCACAAUGCUGGCGCAUGAAGCUGUGUUUAGACAGCAGGUGUACGAAUUGCAUCGGGUUUACAGAGUACAGAGAGACCUGAUGAAGCAGCAUCAGAGCAGAGAAAUGCAUGCAUGCUCAACACUGGAAGAUGCAUCGCACAGAGAUUCACCGUCACAAAUUCCACUGCAUGGUGCAAACAUGAUUGGUGCUGCUGCUGUGAACAAUGAGAAAAGCCAGUCGUCCAAGUUCCCCAGGGAGGGCAGUGUCCAGUCCUCGCCAAAUGGAUUUCCCUCAAGUGAUGCUGCUCUACCCACCAAACAAGGCAGGUUUAGGUUUGACCUUGAGCUCCGAGCUGAUCAUUGUUUUGAAGAUGACCAUGCAUCGGACAGUAAGCCUAUAGAUUUCCUUGGUGUAUCAUCGGAUACAAAACAUCCGAAUGAUGCCGGUGUCGCAUUAGCUAGGGCGGAAGGCUUGGGGAGGUUCGGUCAUAAUAGUGCAACCUCCUUUCCGCCGAGUACAGGUAAUCUUGUAGGCCACAAUCACAAUGUUGCUGACCUGAAUAAGCCAACUCUGGGCCCAUAUAUGGCCAGAACAAAUGGGACAGUAUCGGGAGGUCCUUCAUAUGCCCUGGAGAACUCUUGGCAGCAGUCUCCAUGGAGAUCAAGCACAACUAACUGCAGUUUCAAUAAAGAAUAUUCCAAGGACAAGCGUAUUAAUGAAGCCACAAGCUCUAAUUUCUUUGAUGCAAGUUCCAGGAUAAAACAGGAGGAGAAACCACUGAUCGACAAAGGGAAACGUGCCAGCAGCACAGGUUUUCUUGCACCCAGAUGCAGUGGCAUGGAUCCACAAAAAAUGUUCAGUGCUGCUGACAGGGGAUCUGCAAGCAGUAACAAGUUUAUUUACCAAUGUCCGAAUAGUUCACCCGGAUGGUUUUCAGGAAGUCCUUUGGAAGCCUAUGCUAUCAAUAAUCUUCCUGGACAUGACCAUCUACGCUAUACAAGUAGCACACUUGUUGCUCCAGUCACUUCUCUGCACAUGGACCAACCUUCUGCUGCCUCUCGUGUUGGUUCUUGCAUAGUAGACCCAAGGAGCUAUAACAUCAGUGCUGAUGUCCAGUCAUUUCCAAGUUUCAAUGGAUCUUCAACUGUCAAUUCAUAUGCAUGCUUCACUGCUGCGAACCAAAGCAUUGGAACCUCAUCAUGUAAUCUGAAAAAAAUCAAUAACUCAGAUGGCAGCUAUUCUGACGUUCCACUUGAUUCAUUGUCUGCAUCACAACCACGGCAUCAGACAAGAAUUCCAAGUGACUUGGAGCAAAACAACAAGCUGAUGUUUGGACACCCAACACGGCACUGUCAUGAAGAUCCUGAUUUUGCAAAUGGCAAGGGCAGAAAGAACUUUAAUUUGAAUGAAGCAUUGUCUGAUGGUCAAGAAGAUAUCGUUGUAGAGCAAGAAGGGGUGUGUGUAGGUGGUUUACAGCAUAUCAAAGUUGAGGGAUCAGUAUCUGGGAUUUCUUGGCUCAGUAAGAAAGCUUCAUGUGCUGAUUCCACAGGUUUGGAGGAGCCAAGGAAGGUGUCUGAACAUUCUUAUGGGACUGCAGCGCUGAUUAACAUUAAUGAAGAUAUAACGGGAGCAGCUCUGGCUCUAUGCAAUUUGCCAGAUUCUGCUUCGACGUCUGUAGGUUGUGGAACUAAGAAGGAUAGGUCUUGUGACAAGAUCGGCGCUAGAACUCAAGAGAGUGCUGCAUGUUUACCCCUUUCAUGCCAGAAACCCAUGCCUAGAGAUGGGCAAGCUGCUGAGGGUGUCACCAAUAAGAGUGGUGCUGCCGUCUGGAAUUUUAUUGAUCUGAAUGAAGAUGCACCAAAUGAAGAUAACUCAGAGUCAUCUGUAGUGUCAAGUGAUUGCCAUGUGACAUCCUUACAGAACAACCAUGCAAAGCCUAAGUUUCUGAUUGAUUUAGAAGUGCCAGCUUGCGAAGAUGAUGAUGCUGCUACAGCUGCAGCAGAGAGCAUUCUUGCGUUGUCGAGGGAUGUGCCAGCCACUGCAGAGACACCUGAUGAUAUGUUGCAGUGGUUUGCAGAGAUCGCCAUAUCAAGCACCGACUACCAUGCCGGGCAAGGGGAGGUCCAAGGCUGUGCCAAUAAUUCUAGUGAUGAUGAUCCAGAUUCAUUCGAAUCGCUGACACUGAAGCUUGAAGACAUCAAGACUGAUGAGUUGUGCAGCAGGCCACCGGCGCCCGCGAUAACAACAAGUGAUGAGCAUACUGUCUCACCGGUGAACCUCCUGAUGAAGCUGAAGAGAGGCCAGCAAAGGAAGCGUCGGCAGAAGCGUGACUUCCAGAAAGACAUCCUGCCUAGCAUCUCGUCGCUGUGCCGGCCUGAGAUCAUCGAAGACAUUCAGCUCCUGGAGGGGCUGGUUCAGACGACUGGUGGAUCCUGGGAGUCGAGCUUAACUAGGCGAAGGCGUACGAGGGGUAACAAGAAACCCAAGAAAAGGGUGCUGGACGCCGUAGAAGAGGAGGUCCAGGUCAGCGUAGAAGAAGAGGUCCAGCGAGAUCGAAUUGUCGCCGUGGCGCUGAUGGGUUUGAUGGGUUCGGAGGCUGGAGCUGAUGUGGUGGGGCUGCACCUGCACGAUAAUGUGGUUGCCUGCAUUGAGUACACGGCCGAUAUCAAUAUUUUCAUGGCUCUUGCUGCCUGA